GCCGGUGUUGUCGGCGGGCGGCGCCAUGGCGGUCAACUACAGCGCUAAGGAGGAGGCGGACGGGCACCCCGCGGGCGGCGGGCCGGGCGGUGGGGCCACGGCGGGUGGCGGCGGAGCGGUGAAGACCCGCAAGCCGGACAACACGGCGUUCAAGCAGCAGCGCCUGCCCGCCUGGCAGCCCAUCUUGACGGCGGGCACGGUGCUGCCGGCCUUCUUCAUCAUCGGCCUCAUCUUCAUCCCCAUUGGUAUCGGCAUCUUCGUCACCUCCAACAACAUCCGCGAGUACGAGAUUGAUUAUACAGGAGUAGAGCCUUCCAGUCCUUGCAACAAAUGUUUAAAUGUGUCCUGGGAUAGUACACCACCUUGUACUUGCACAAUCAAUUUCACACUGGAACAUUCAUUUGAGAGUAAUGUAUUCAUGUAUUACGGACUUUCCAACUUCUAUCAAAACCAUCGUCGCUAUGUGAAAUCUCGAGAUGACAGCCAACUAAAUGGAGACAACAGCUCAUUACUUAAUCCAAGUAAGGAAUGUGAGCCUUACCGCACAAACGAGGAUAAACCCAUUGCUCCCUGUGGGGCUAUUGCCAACAGUAUGUUUAAUGAUACAUUGGAAUUAUACCACAUUGAAAACGACACAAGGACUGCUAUUACUUUGAUUAAAAAAGGUAUUGCGUGGUGGACAGAUAAAAAUGUGAAGUUCAGGAAUCCUAAAGGAGAUGGAAAUUUAACUGCACUCUUCCAAGGUACAACAAAACCAGUAAACUGGCCCAAACCAGUGUAUAUGCUGGACUCUGAGCCUGACAACAAUGGCUUUAUCAAUGAAGACUUUAUUGUGUGGAUGCGUACUGCUGCUCUGCCAACGUUUCGUAAGCUGUAUCGUCUCAUUGAAAGGAAGAGUAAUUUACAGCCUACCUUACAGGCUGGAAAAUAUUCUUUGGAUAUCACAUACAAUUAUCCUGUACACAGUUUUGAUGGACGAAAAAGAAUGAUCCUAAGCACAAUCUCAUGGAUGGGAGGCAAAAACCCCUUUCUGGGAAUUGCGUACAUCACUGUUGGGUCCAUAUGCUUCUUCUUAGGAGUUGUAUUGCUGAUCAUCCAUCACAAAUACGGAAAUAGAAACACUAGUGCAGACAUUCCCAAUUAAUUGAUCUUGCAUUUUGAAAGCAACCGUGCUGCAUGUGCAUCAAGGCCAGUCCAGAAAGGACCCAGUUGUUGGAAGAUAAAUCUCCGCUAAUGUCACUUGUGAGGCUGGGUGUAUAAUUUUAUCUAAAGACCUCCUUUCCCCUUGCUGUGGAUUAACUCUCAAAAUGACGGGUAUACAAUUAGCUAUAUUGAUUGUAUCUCUGCAUACGUCAGAAACAGUUUUCUGACUUUUGCCUCUAGCUGGGCAGGCCAUUUGACGCAUGUAGCUCCGGUUCCCUUGAUGCAUCUGCUGCUUGUCAUGUGCUGUGUAAUGUCAGUAUGAUUCAGUACAUACAGAUUGUGGAGAAGACCAUUGUAAGAUACCGUGUAAAUUGUUAACUUAGCAGAAUUCGAGUGUCAGUGCUGGUGAAAGGAAAAGGCAAGUCUUAAGUGUUUUUUCAAUUUACUGUCUUGUGUGCAUGGGCUCUUACAUUUCUGGCUGAGAUUUUAAUAUAUAAGCGGUUAAAUGUUUUUUCCUGUGUCCUACCCACCUUUGUUAUGUUAGAUUCUUUUAAAUGCAGUGUGAAUUGCAACACCUGGAAUUCCUUUUAAUGGUUGCAACAAAUAUGCCUGGCCAGUAAAACAGCAUUCUAUAAAGGCAUUGGAAAACCUAUUUGUUAAUUAUCUGUGUGAGUUCCUCUUAAAUUUUGUUCUGAAGUGAGAGAUGUUUGUUGCAGGUAGAACCUGCUGUUUUGUCAUUUUCGUUGCUUUAAGUUGUAUCCAACAGCAGUUUUCCUGAUGUGCUUGCUGGUUUUGCUUUUUAAAGAGUAUCUUCAAGCAUUAAGCAAGAUGAACCUACAGUGUCUGUUCCAGUCACAAAUUUGAGUGAAUUCCUUUCACUAAAAGACUUUCUUGAAACAGAUGUAUUCUGCUGAGCAGGCUUUGUUGUAAAGGAAAUCUCAUGUUCUGUUUCCUUAUUUGGAGUAGAUGCCACAAUAAAUUCUUGUGGUGUUGAGAUGCUGAACUGUAGAAAUUGAAAAGCUGAGAUGACAGUAAUCUUCUUGUUAUUCCAGUGCAGGUUAAGUUUGCAGUGAAACCUAAUUGAAAUAUUGCAGUUAGAAGCAGUGUGAGGUUUAGUGUCUUAAGCAGCAGAAGGGUUCACUUCUAGAUUAAUUUGAAGCUGGCUAAUCUGUAAAAUACUAUUUGACUGGUUUUUUUUUUGUUUCUUUUUUUAGAUGAUGCACAGAAAUUGUAAUGUAUAUGGUGGAGAUCACUUUAUAUGCAACUAGCUUCAUAAGUAUAGAGUGUAUUAUUAAAAAGACCUAAUAAAUUCUGCAAACCAUUUAUUAAGAGAUUUUACUUUGUUCUUGAGCAUGCAUUUGUUUUCCUCUGGACGAAAAGACAUUCUCAUUAAGAAUGAGUGCAUUUUAAGCAAGUUGUGUUUCUCAGGCAGUUACAGAAAAAUCGAUGUAACAUCUAUAGCCAGCUUUAUACAACACUGUAUUAAUUUAACACAUAAAUGCAAAACUGUUUUUACUCAAUUACUUGUGUAAUCUUUUUCAGCUAGCAGUGUAAGUGUAUAGGUCUGCAUACGCUGCAGAAUGAAGCAGUGUUUCCAUGGUGCUGGCUUUCUGUAUGAGCAUGCAAUUUGCUUACACAGUACACUGUGGCAGCACAGGGCUUUUAAACACUCAAGUCUUCUAGAUUCUUUUUGCAGUGUUGUAUCUGUUGCUGGAACUAUAGGAUAAGGUUAUAUAACUCUGUAUGUAUAUUGCAAGGUUGAAAAGUUGCACAAAACGUUAAGCUGGCAUUCCUCUGUAGAAUAGCUUAGUCCAAAACAAAGUAAACAAGUAAGGAGAUGUUUCCCAUUUACUGCUUAUUAAAAUAUUUUGAUUUUUAAACUGUCACUUGAAAGGUAAAUGUUUUGCUUUAUUCAUGACCCCUUAUCUUUUCUGAGUAGGGAGUGCUGUUUUUUGGGCUAUGUUCAAAAUGGAAAGCAGUAUUUUUCUAUCUCUACCUUGAAAUGUUUUUCAGUGCUUUUCUUUUCUUUUCCUGUUGACCACAGCUGUCACUGCUGAUGGGAUCUUCUUUAAUGAAGUGCACCAGGAUAAGAAUUGCUGUCUGUUUGGUUCUUGCUACAAAUAGUGUUUUUCUGAAAGCCUGUAGCACUAAAUACUUGUCAGACUAUAUGAAUGCUAUGCCUGAAGAGCUCAAAAUAUUAGGUCCAACUUGCAAUCUCUUGUUUUACUCUUCUACAUUUGCCUUGGGGGCAUGUAGAUAACCAUUAAGAUUUUGUUAUAUGUCACGUGUUCAAAGAUGAAGCCACAGUGUCCCUAUCUGACACUUGUCAGGGCAGUGUCCCUGUCCCACUGCUCAGUGCCAUGUGUUGGACCUGACCACCUGUGACCUGCUUCUUCAGUGGCACCUGUCCUGCACAACUGCUAGAGAUCAGAACUAGAGGGCAACGCUUCUCCUUUCCAAGUGCCACCAAGGCACUUUGCAAAUCUCACCCUCUUGAGGCAGUGCCUAAAGCGUGAGGUUAUAGGCUUCCUGGAAGUGGGUGGUGUUAGGAGAGCCUGCUUGUGAAUGAAUCUUUCCUGGAGAAAUUAAUGUGGGAAACUAGGAUGUGUCUCUAUCUUAUGCAGGAGCUUUUAAAACAAAAGCCUUUGCGUGUGCCCAUCUUCUUUCCAGUCUUGUUAAAAUCUAUAUAGCUGUAGCAAAGCAGAGGGCCCCUUGGGUACUUUUACAUUGCUUUGGGCUAUUUAGAGAGCUGUUGGUUGUGAUUAGCUGAGUCAGAGGGAAGAGUUAUCACCUUAGAACUUGAAUGUGAAGAAUCCUUUGUAGCCUUUGCCUCUCAAGGUCACACUGGUACUGAAACUGCAUUCUCAGCAGCCUGGUUUUGCUUUAAUUAUGAAUGUUAAACCUUGAACACAAGUCUUUUUAUAGAAAUCUCCUUGGGAGGAGAGGCUGUGACAAUCUAAUGGCAGACUCAAGCAGAUGUUACCUGACAAGUAGCACAAGGAAAGCUCAGGUGUUUGCCCUGGGUUCACUGCAGGUGUUAAUGACUGCACCUUUCUCAAAUGCUCUUCCUGCACUGGGGCAACAUCACUGUUACUCAUCUGUAGACACACAGAUGUCGGAAAUUCAGCUGAAGUGUCUGAUGGGAAAAAUGUGACUAAACCUAACACAGAAUAUACAUUGAAUUAAUUUAAAAAUAAUGUAAAAUAUACUGAUUGGAAGGCAGCUGCUUAAGAAGGACAAGUCAUGACCUUGGAGUACUUUGUACAUGCUGAACAUUAUUCUGUUCUUUCUGUCUGCAGUUCCUAUGGCAUGUAGAGUUUGUGAUCUUGCCUGAAAAUCUGAUUUUACCUUGGUCCUACAUAAGACCAAUAUCUUUUGUAUUUGUUUUGCAGAUAUUCUAUAUUUGUUACCAUAGGUUGUUCUCUGCAACUGAACUGACUGUAAAGAGUUAGAAAAGAAGAGGGCAACAGUGCAAAAGCCUUCAGCAAUGUCCCAACAAUAAUAGCAACAAAUACAUAUCAAGGUAGUCCUAUGAGGGACUGUAUGGACCUAGUUACAAUGAGUUACUUAAUAAAUGAAUAAAUAAAAUGAUAUGUUGAGGACCUGUGUCUGUGUUGAACAGCCUACCAAAGGAAAAAUCUUGCUUGGUGGGGGGAGGAAGUGAAUGGUCACGUCACUCUUAUUCCAGCUCUCUUUUUAGCAAUAUGGUCAAUUUAUGGACUCCUAAGAUAGAAGGCCCAGUUGCAUCUUUUCCUCAGAUCAGCAGAAGUACUUUCAUGUAACCAUACCGUGCGUUGUAGCUCACAGAAUAUGAUCUAAUUAGCAUAGUAUCUCCUAUGCCUUAAAUGGGAGCUCUUGACAGCUUUGAUUUAGACUGUGAUCAUAAGCCUGAUAAUGACCCUUAUAUGACCUGAGUUGUAAAGAAGAAACUCCUUUCUUCUGCUCAAUCAGCACAUGAAUUAUAGUAAUAAUGUCUGUUGCUUGAGUUUAUGCCAAUUUCUGCUGUUUGAAAUAAUUGUUCUCAUUUUAUGUUGGAAAUAAGUAAGCAGAAAUAAAAGCAUGACUCGUAAAUAA
This is a messenger RNA of Gallus gallus (chicken), 5217 nucleotides long. RefSeq names its product transmembrane protein 30A (gene CDC50A). Gene Ontology annotation, biological process: phospholipid translocation. The record is from RefSeq and is marked provisional. The transcript is spliced from 7 exons. Gene Ontology annotation, cellular component: Golgi apparatus; plasma membrane; endoplasmic reticulum. The coding region runs from base 26 to 1144 and encodes 372 amino acids. NCBI's taxonomy places the organism in Eukaryota, Metazoa, Chordata, Aves, Galliformes, Phasianidae.